GAAAUCCCGGAUGCCACGCAGGGGGAUCGACACGUGUUAAUGGUCAUGAAUACAAUGGCCACCAUUGAAAGACUACAGUUGAAAAUUUUUGACUUUGUGAAGGAUUCUGGCUAUUGUUCCUGCGGAAUUUAGACCUGUGGCUGUUACGUUUUUUACUGAUGUGGUCAUUCUUGGGCUGAUACUACGUUUACAUAGACGAGAGCCAUGCGGGCUUGAAAACCUGGCCAUAGAUGUGGAGACCAUAGACAUUCUCCUCCAGGUCUGUGGUAGCCACUGCUUUUCUUGCGCUGGGAAGUUUCCCUCUGUUAAUGCGUAGUGACUAGACGAAGGUUCCGUGUCGUGGAUGUAUUGCUGCGGAUUUUGGAUUUGGAAAUUUCUCGUCGUUUAAGUCAGCCAUGUUCAAAAGGACAAGGACAGGAUUUUGGUUGAUUCUGCUGAUUGUGGCCGUAGUGGGGCACGUGUUGCCAUGUCGUUGUGAAAACCUAGACGGGGGAACAGGCGAUGGUGGUGUAGGGUGGUUUCUUCGGGCAAUCUUCGGCUCGCAGGCUGAACACCAGUUCCAAUCAUCUGCUGGUCAUGGUCGAUUGCGUAGAGGUACUUCCAAAGGUUGCAGACAAACUAUUCAAGCUGACUCAGGUUACAUCCGCUCACCAGGAUUCCCCUCCUCUUACAGGCCCAAUCUCCUGUGUGAAUGGACAAUACAAGUACCAGCUCGUAAACAGAUUCUGAUGCGCUUUAUUCUCUUGGAUGUUAGAGGCGGUGCCAGUGGGAAAUGCACUGAACAAGAGGACUACCUGAUGAUCCGAGAUGGUACCAAAUCUGGGCGACAUCUUGGAAUUUUCUGCAGUCCAUCCCCAAACUCCGGACAACCUUCACCUAUCGUGUCAAUCACCAGUAAGGUUUGGAUCAUCUUCCACAGCAAUGAGAAACAGUCAGGAAAGGGCUUUCUGAUUAGCUUCAUUUCGGUUGAGUCGUUAAGUCACUUGGAUUAUGUUGCCAACCAGCUGACAUUUGAACCACGUUCCGGAUCCACUGAGCCAACUCCCACUGUAGACAAGCCAGAAAAGUCACUGUCCACAGAGUUUGUACCCAUGCAAAGAAAUGUAGAUUUAACAACAAUAGAUCUGCCAUUUGAAUCCAUUGCAUUUGGAAAUCCCAACAGGGGCCUUGUGCAGUAUGUCACCCAAGAUGGCUCAACAGUGGUCACUAAAACUUUUUCUCCUCCAGUUGUCACUGAAUUGAGACAGCAGACUGUUGCAGAUACAUCUCGAGUGAGCCUCUUCACGACUCAGCAAAGAAAUGGCUUUAGUCCAUCAUUUCCCUCAAAGCCCAUUCUUGAACCACACAAGGAGCAGUCACAGUCCCAACCAUUCUCUGACACCCAAAUGAAGUCCAUUACAGAGCAACCACUACAGACACCUACUGGUGAUGCUUCGCAACCUAAAACCGGGGAGCAAACCAAAUCUCCUGACCUGUCACCUUCAGUUACAGCAAGUCAGCUGACAAGAUCUUUCAUGAUGGAACCUCACACAGCAGAACUGAGUACUGAAUUGCCCCGUGUUACUCUAAAGGAAUCAUAUGUUAGCACUGAGGUACCAGUGACUGCCUCUGAGCAGACUUCGAGAAUGACCACCAAGCAGCCUCUUGUCACAACUAAAGAACAAUUAGCAUUGAGCUUUUAUGGUGAUGCAAGGUCUGUACCAACCACUGGACAACAGUUUACCUUGAUUAAAGGUUCACCGACUACCAGCUACUGGAAUAAGAUAGAUCAUCACACCCUGACUGGAGCUGAAACUCUUCCAUUUACAAAACGGCAGGACCAAACACAAAUCAGAACAAAGCCCCUGACGGAUCAACUCAAUGCAGGGGAAUUCCAAACACAUUUUACAACUUUGUCUCCCAUUUUCACGGCAAAGCCCAUUGAAGCCUUCACUGCAACAGAGCAACUGAAAUCGACGAACAGCCAACCAUUAGUUCCUCCAACCCACUACCAGCAGCCACUGCAAACUUUUGGAAAACAUACUACUGGUCAGCAGAAUACUGGUGUGAUGCCUGUGCUCACCCAGCCCCGGUCCAUUACUCAGGGACAAAGUCACAUUGAGCAAGAGAGUACCUCAGAAUCUGUUACCCAACGCGAUACCCAGCCUUCUACUGAAGGCCACACUACUCAUCAGCAAGUCUCAAGUCCCCUUGAACUCUUCCCUUUUGGUCAAACUCCAAAAAUAAUUACUAAUCGGGGAGCUAUUCCUCAGCAAGAACUGCAGCCAUCUACUCAAAUCGCUAGUGCUGACCAGGAAGGCAUUCUUUUGACCAAACUACAGCUUUUUACUCGAACACAAAAGCCAAUGAGACAACUUACUCAUCAGCAAACUGAAGCUGAUUUCAAACCUCAGCUUUUAACACAAACCCCCCGACCAACAGAACAGAGCAUGAGCACUCACCAGCAAGUUGGUACUGAACCUGAAUACCAGUCUGUCACUCUUAGAGAACACAAAACACUUCUAACCCAGCUUCCUUUGAGAGCCUCAAACACCAUGACACAUACUAGAGGUGGGGGAGAAGCACAAACCAUUAAGCCCUGGGACUUUGACACCAAGUUAGAUAGGCCCUCUGGCGAAUUACAAUCACCAAAUUAUCCAGAUGCUUACCCAAUGGGUGUGCACUACCGCUGGAACAUAACUGUCAGCCCACGUGGUGUCAUUGUUCUCAAUUUUACUGAUUUUGACCUGGACUCGGCUCCAAAUAACAAUAGCUCAUGUGACGAAAGAUACGCUUAUAUUAAAGUUGAGGAUGAAGGUGGCAUUGAACAUGUUUUUUGUGGUCACAAAAUUCCUCCAUUGGUAGUAUCAACUUUAAAUAAGCUGAUUAUUACAUUUGUUAGUAGUUAUGGAUAUGGCAAAGGGUUCCAUGCACUUUACUUAAUGCAAAAAACGAAGGACCGUGUUGCCCCUCCUGAUGUCUCAACAUCAGAGCAUGUCUGUGGAGGUGGCUUUCAUCAACCCAGUGGUAGGAUUCAAUCACCCAACUUUCCUGAUGACUUUCAAACUGGUAUUAGGUGCCACUGGAAUAUAACAGUUGAUGUCGGACAAGUCAUUAUUAUAAAUUUUACUGCUUUUGACUUGGAUUCUGUACCAGUGGACAAGUGGUGCAGUGAGAGAUAUGCACAUGUGAAAAUAGUAGAUGGAAUUGGAGGGAAUAGUUGGACUUACUGCGGUCAGGAACUUCCACCCGUCUUUGUUUCUUCGAGUAAUACAAUAAGCAUCACCUAUGAGAGUGAGUUUGGCUACAGUGGAGGUUUCAGCGCUGUAUACAGUGUCUCUCAGAUGGACAGAGCAUCAGCAUCUACUCCCCCCAAAGCCCAAAUACCACCCUUGCUAACAACCAGACCAUUGUAUGAUUGUGGAGGAUAUAGGACUGCAUCAAGAGGUGUCAUUCAGUCACCUAACCUGCCUGAAGAACUUGAGUUGGGUGUCAACUGCAAGUGGAUUAUCACAGCCCCCGUUGGGCAACAUAUUGUGCUGAAUUUUACCAAUUUUGUCAUGGACUCGGCUCCUAUUGAAGAUGGUCAGUGUGAUGAAAGAUAUUCUCACGUCAAAGUUUCUGAGGGGCAAACUGAUGGUACAGGUAUGGAAGGAAUAUUUUGCGAUCAGAAAAGGCCUCCAUCAGUAGUUUCCUCUUCAAAUAUACUUACUGUCACAUUUAGCAGCGGCUACGGAUAUGGAUAUGGAAUUGGAUUCCGCGCUGAGUACUUUAUGCAAGAAGUAGAAGACCGUGUUGUAAUUCCUGAUACUUCAACAUCUGGACAAAUGUGUGGCGGUAGCUUUUACCAACCCAGCGGAAGGAUUCAAUCACCCAAUUUUCUUGAUUUUCAGACUGAAAUUAGUUGCCAUUGGAAUAUAACAGUGCAAGUUGGACAAGUCAUUGUUUUAAACUUUACUGUUUUUGACCUGGAUUCUGUGUCCGUAGAUGAUUGGUGCAGUGAGAGAUAUGCUCAUGUGAAAAUAGUGGAUGGGAUUGGUGGGAGUAGUUCAACUUAUUGCGGUCAGGAGCUUCCACCAGUUUUUAUUUCCUCCAGUAAUACAAUAAGCAUCAUGUACAUAAGUGAUUUUGGCUACGGGGGAAAUUUCCUUGCACUGUAUACAGCAUCUGCUCCUCCAAAAGUCUUCAUACCUCCUCCUACAGGAUCAGGACAGCCAGAUCAAUGUGGAGGAGUUUUAAAUCAACCAGAGGGUGUUAUUUUUUCUCCUUGGUUGCCCGAUAACUUGGAGACCAGUAUUAGCUGUGUCUGGAACAUCACAGUAGCCACCGGUAAAGUCAUUGUACUUAACUUCACAGAUUUCAAUCUGGAUUCUGUUCCAGUCGACAACUGGUGUGAUGAGAGCUAUGCUUAUGUUAAAAUAGUUGACCAGAGUGGUAGUUCCAUUUAUUGUGGUCAAGAAGCUCCACCCAUUUUAGUCUCCUCCUCAAAUACAGUUUUAGUGUACUUCAAGAGUGGUUACGGGUACAGCAGGGGGUUUCGUGCAUAUUAUGAGUCUGUCCAGACAGUCGACAGCAGAGGAAUAUUUGAAACAAGAUCAACAAGCAUGCCUCAUCAACCCCAGGUGCCUCCAGUAGCAACUGAACGUUCCUACUCUUGUGGAGGAAAUUUAGGUGGACCUAGUGGUAUCAUUGGGGCUCCUGAAUAUCAUGAAGGAUACUGGCUUGAGGUACACUGUAGGUGGAAUGUAACUGUGAAUCCUGGUUGGAUCAUUGUCUUAAACUUCACGACCUUUAAUCUUGACUCCACCCCAGUGGAUGGUCAGUGUGAUGAAAGGUAUGCUCACAUCAAAGUAGUGGAUGGGGAUACAUCCGUGUCCAUCUUUUGUGGUCAGAAUAAGCCCCGUACAGUAAUUUCAAUUGGAAGAACCUUGAUCAUCGAGUUCUUCAGCAACUUGGAAAUCAACCGUUUCUUUGCAACUUAUGCUGCUGUGAAAUCAGAUGAUAAAAUGCUUUCUCCCAGGUUUAUAUCGGCAGCUCCUUUGAAAUCAACAGCACCAUCAGUCAGUGAAGGCUUGCCAAAAGAGUCAGUAACACACAGACAGUUCUUUCCUUGUGGUGGUUUCCUGAGUAGACCUUCAGGAGAAAUAUACUCACCAAGAUUUAAAGAGCAACCUUUAGAAAAGAGGGUCAGUUGCCAGUGGAACAUCACAGUGUCUGAACAGUGGAUCAUUGUCCUUAAUUUCACUUACUUUGAUCUAGAUUCGGUGCCCAUGAUUGGCAACAUGUGUGAUGAAAGGUACGACCAUGUCAGCAUUGCUGAUGGUGAAGGUGAAGGCAGGGCUUCUACUCAACUGUUCUGUGGCCAAAAUAACCCAGGUGUCUUUGUGUCCUCCACCAACAAACUGAUUAUUACAUUCCUGACCUAUUUUGGCUAUGGCAGAGGGUUCAGUGCUUCUUACAGCCGUGUGAGGCCAGAGAGUUCAAUCAUUGCUACAGUGCAUCCUCCAAGAGUAGUCAGUGCAUCAGCAGAUGUGCCGUCAACAUCCCUGCAGCCCGAACCUCCAUAUGAAUGUGGUGGAAAUCUCAUUGGACCGAAUGGAGCAAUCCAAUCACCGAAUAUUCCUGAGGAAUAUGUGUCCAGUGUAACAUGCACAUGGAACAUCACUGUCCAGCUUGGUUCAAUCAUCGAACUAAGUUUUGUGACAUUCAUGCUAGAUUCUGUUCCCAUUAAUAAUCAGUGUGACCUGAGGUAUGCCCAUAUGAACAUAUUUGAUGGUAAGAGGGAAGCUGUCCAUGCAAAACAUGUAUACUGUGGCCAAGACCUACCCGGAAUCUUCUUUUCGUCCUCCAAUACAAUGACAGUGGAAUUUGUAAGUAAUUAUGGGCAUGGUGGAGAGUUCUACUUAAGUUACAUGUCUUCCAAAGCAGGCAGUCAGUUGUUGGAUCCCAGAUUGUUACCAGUAUCCUCCCAUCCAUUCAGCACCCAAGAACCUAGUCAGUUAAUGGUAACUGAGAAACCAACCAAACUUUGUGGUGGAACUCUCAAUUCCCCGCAUGGUGUAAUUCAAUUUCCGAACAUUUUUGCUGGAUUCCAGGGUCAGGCGAUAAACUGUCAUUGGACAAUAAGAGUACAAAGUGGCAAGGUGAUUGCUCUGGAUUUUACCUUCUUUAAUCUUGAUUCUGUGCCGGUUAAUAACCUGUGUGAUGAGAUGUAUGCCAAUGUCAAGGUCAUCGAUGGUGAAGAUGCCAGGUCUUCAUUCAAAGUGUUCUGCGGCCAAGAUCUACCACCAAGUUUUGUCUCUUCUAUGAAUACCCUUGUCAUUAUUUUUAAUGAUUUGCAAGGCUAUAGUGAAGGUUUUCGUGCUCAGUACAGCUCUGUGACUGCAACUGUUCCUAUUUCACCGUCACUUAAUCGUCAGUUGUUGACACCAAUGACACAAACGGAUGCAUCUCAAACUUCUUGUAAUAGUAUUCUCAAAGAAACUAGUGGGGUGUUUUCGUCCCCAGAUUAUCCAAAUAUGUACCCUGCUGACACUUUUUGUUCAUGGAUCAUCACAACAGCUGACAACUCUCGCUUUAUUGCUCUGAAGUUUUUGGACUUUGACGUUGACAAUCCUAUGCUGGAACAGGAUUGCUCUACCCACUACUCGUAUGUUGUAGUCCAUCACCAAAACUUGAGUGGCAGAGAAGAAUCCCACCUUUUCUGUGGCAGCCACCAGCCCGAAAUCAUUACACCAAGAGCUCAUCAGCUCAUAGUGGAGUUUUACAGCAAUUUGGGAAUAGGUCAUGGGUUUCAAGCUGCCUAUCAAAUGUACAAUCAAUCUGAAGAUGGCUUACAGCUAGAUUGGUCACGUCUCAUCGAAGGGCCACGUGAUGGUGUGACAACACCUGUCCUGUCUCUGUCAUCUACUGCAAUUGAUGGGGGAUACUCAGAAAUGUCAGCUCCCAGAGGAAUUGUCACUUCUCCUAAUUAUCCAGAACAGUUUCCUCAGGGCUUUUACAAAACCUGGAUCAUUAGACCUAGUGAGGGAACAUAUGUUACUCUAGCAUUUGAAGAUGUUGACUUCGAUGUCCAAACAGAUGACAGCUAUUGCAGUACACUAGACACUCAUGUGGUGCUUACCAUCUACAGUUUAGAAGAUGAAAGAUCAGAUAUAAUUAUUUGUCAAAAUGUUCUGUCUGAAGGGGUAAUUUCAUAUGGUGGGCUAAAGUUGGAGUUCCGUAGCUUCUUUGGUGUAGGUCGGGGAUUUAAAGCAAGAUACGCAUCUGGAAUGCUUAAUGGUGACGAAGGAGAGGACGUAGAAUCAAAACCAACAACAGUGCCAGGUCUAGGUGUUACAGAUGGAAGAGUUGACAUCAAGACUGUGGAAUGGUCUUCUGCAAUAAAAAGCACUAUCACAAAUGUAGGAACCCACCCUGGAGAAAGCUCUUGUGAUGAGCUACUUAGCAAUACUGAAGGAAUCAUUGGUUCCCCGAACUUCCCUCUGAGCAUGCCCCAAGACACUGAGUGUUCUUGGACCAUACUCCUUCCCGGAAAUCAGGGCAUCCAGCUGGAGUUUCUUGACUUUGCUUUGGAUGACCAGAGUGAGCUUGAUUCAGCCACUUGUAGACAAGACUCGGCAUCGGUCAGCGUAGUUAUGGAUGGCAAUUUAUACAAGUUCUGUGGCAAUACUGUCCCUUCUCCCAUGACCUCCUCAGGUAAUACUGUCGGCAUUGUUUUCAAGUCAAAAUCUGGUAAAGGUGCCGGCUUUAGAAUGCAUUAUGUAGAUGCCAGUCUUAGAUCGACUGCCAGUGACCAGCCUCGAGGAGGCACAGAUGCUGCCACUACAUUAAGUAUUCCAGGGAGGAGAGCUUCAGUGCCUACAAAUUUACCAACUGCUUCAUCACCUACUCAAGCUACAGAAGGUGAAACUAACUCAAAAAGCAAUGGAGUAACACCUCUUUCAAUUACUUCCCUUAAUGUGUCAGCCCCUGAAAGUGACCAUAGUGAUGUUGAGGUGCGAUUCUUGGGGAAUGAUGCUAUUACUGACACACCUGAUGAUGUUGGAAAAGAUAACUUCACAAGGCCUGGCAGGGAACGUGUCAAUGUACCAGUUUCGCCUCCACCGGAGCCUGCCACUGUACCGGCAUCACCAACUCCCCAGCAAGAUUUUGAAUUUGGUGCAGUGGCAACGACAGGAUUGGACCAGACAGUCAGUGAAGAAAUGAGUGUCUUGUUGCCAAGACACACAGACCAACCAAAAGUGACAGGCAUGGGAAGCACUGAUCCAGGAGCAGCUGAUAUCACAAAUCAUCAACUUCGCGUCACCACCUACGUCUGUGUUGGUGUAGCUGUUGUCCUCUUUAUCAUCCUCGUCAUCCUCACCAGCAUCUGCAUCUAUAAGAGGAAGCAGCGCCACGCCUCCAAGUCUAUUGUCUUGGGACACACGGAGAAGAGCUACUGGCAGAACUACAAGUCCUGGGCUGCAGAUUAUUCAGGAGGGCCUGGCAGGUCAUCCAGGGCAGCGACCGCAGGGGACAUUGAUGAAGAAGGUGAGGAGGCUGAGGACAUGCUGAAGCAAGAGCGUCUGGUUUGAGGAGCUCCUGUAUGAUUUAAUUCUGUGACUGGGUGAGGCCUUUGUUAAGAUCAGAGGUUACUGUCUAAUGUUUCAUAUGGCAUUGAAUGUUACCAUAUGGCCUGUAUAUGUUUGCAGUAGUGUAACUAGGGUGAACUUUCUGGGAGGCACCUGUAGUGUUUUCACAGUUUUUAAAGGGUGGGUGUGGAAGCACAUGGACUCUAGUUUAUGCGUGGAUGGUGUACAUUUCAAAUGGGGGGUGGGGUUGCACAUGUCCGCCCUUAGGCCCCCUCCUAGUUAUGCCACUGCAUGUGUGCAGUCUUUAUUUCAGCAUUGUCAUUAGUGAUGUGUAUGACUUGUCUAUUAUUGUAUAUGUCUCAUUUAGCAUUGUCAUUUAGCCAAAUGAGUAUGAUGUCCAGGAAUGCGCUUGCAUAGCCUCAAAAUAGUGCCAUUCACAUGCCAGACUUGAAUUUAAUUUGAAGUGUGCAAGCUACUUCAGAGGCCCUGUCACUGUUUAGAAAAAGCCUCCACCUUGCACAAGGAAACCAAGUGAUUCCCCUAGAUUCCCAUAUAAAUCCUGACAAAACCCUUUCAGUGUAUUAUUGAGUUUUGACAGUCUUGAACAUAUUCAAGGUAUUAUUACAUGUAUAAUGCAUAGAUUCUGUACCCCUACAGCCAGAGAGUCCAUUUUAGUGUGUAAUAAGAAUACAAAACGUGCAUUAUCUGGAUUCCCUCUGUCUCAACUUAAGAAAUAAUGGAUAAAAAUUGUCUCUACCACCACUAUCACUAUUCAGUUUUUAUAUGGCAAGAUUCUGCAUUAAAAACUAACCACUUUCUGUGUCUUAUUAGCUAUGUAUUCAGAAGUUUGGCUGUUUAAAUAACUUAUAUUAGUUAUGAGAACUGAAUGUACUUUACUUCUGUCACGAACCUGAAUCAGGUACAAGUAUUGUACACACAGAUUAUUUUGGGAAGUAUUUAUUAAACAUUGUUUACAAUUUAUAUUUAUAAAAUGUUUAAGACUGAUAAUUUCUUAAUGAAAACUACCAAGGUAGUUGUUAAUAAAUAAAUAUUUUUGAGAGAAUUUCCUCGUAAUUAGAUUGAAAUUUUCCUGAAUUUAGGAAGUUUUCAAAGGAAGAUGGAAGAAAUGAAAAUGAUUGGUAUUAUUAAGCUGUGAGUUAAAGGAACUGCCUGUCAGUGAUGGGAAAUAGUCCUCGGAAAUGUUGGAACUUUUCAGAUUGAUUGCAAUGACUCAUAAUCUAUAUGAUUAGUUUACUGUCUACUUUUCUUUGGCAGAAAAAAUCUGGAAUAAUUUUGAUGAGGAUGCGGUACUUUUGUCCAUGUGUUUAUUUGCAAGAAAUUGUAAUGUUUAUAAAUAAAUGGAGGAAUCUGAUAGCGAUAUUUAAAUCUGAUAUCUGCUAGUGCCAGCUUCUCCAUGGGAAGAAAUAUGGUUUUUUUUUCUUCAGCGAAUCUGACUUGCUUUAAGGGACAUCCCAUGAAAAUAUUUAGAAUGCCUGUACUGUGUUUUGUUUGAUGUAGCAGAGGGAGACUGUGGAUUUAAAGCGUCCUUAUUCAUAUAGGAAGCUUUUCCCGAAACGAUUAAUAUUAGUGUCAAUCAAACUGAGAAAGUAAAUGAGGUUAAAUAUUGUUUGAAAAAAAAAAGAGUGUAGACGGUUAAACAAAAAAUAGCUUAGUUGGGUAUGGUAUAGGUUCAUUGGGGUAAGUGAUACCCUUUUGUAAAAUGUCUUCUUUUCGUUUGGAUGAACUUGUAGGUAUUUUGAUGCAUCAUACUUCCUAGCAAAAGCCUCACUCCACCUUAAUUAGCUUCGACUCCUUUAGUUUAAUAAUUGUCAAAAAUGAAGAAUUAAUCACACAGAGUUUAGUUUCUUAUGCAUUUUGUGAUAAAAGAACAUUAAAAGAAAAACAAUUGUAAACUACUGUCUGGUUAAAUUUUUAUGCCUUUCUGUUAUUAACGAUGAUAUAGAAUUACCUAGAACUUAAAAUUCUUUGUGUGCUCUAAACCAAAUGAAUGCAUGUAAUAGAUGUCCAAAUUUUCAUAAAUAUGUGUGCGUAGUACACUUAAAAACUCUGCUAUUUUGUUUUAUGAUGACAAAUUAAGUAUGUAAUGUUCGUUUUAGUUACAGUUGCAAUCAUCUUUAAUAAAGUAAGUCAAUCUUUUUGGUUUUUGUCUUUUUUCUGUUUAAAACUUUAUGCCAGCUGGAAAUUGUAAGAUUUAAGAAAAAUUAGAAUGUGCCAUUUCCUGAAUUGCCAUCCCUUACCAUGAAAACAUGGCUGCCAAGCCGAUCUCUGAAAAAUGUGGUGCUUGUAAUUAAGGUACGUUUUGGAAGUUCAUCGGAAGAAAGGUGGCCGACCACUUCGCUUUGCUCUAAUUUUAAUCAGUGAAGUGUGCUUUGAAUCGGCUGUACUAAAUAUUGUUUAAAUCUCAGCCCCGAUUGCAGUUAACAAAUUAGACAAUUCAUAGAAAAUACGGUUUAGAUAUUUUGAAUUAGACAAACAAGAGGUGGAGUUGA
Messenger RNA from Acanthaster planci (crown-of-thorns starfish), 11062 nucleotides. Its product is annotated as cubilin-like. The record is from RefSeq and is a predicted model, not a curated record. Lineage: Eukaryota; Metazoa; Echinodermata; Asteroidea; Valvatida; Acanthasteridae.